GUGGAUCUAUCGGUCGCCCGGCAGGCAGGCAGGAGAGGCGGCCCCCCUCACCCUUUUCCCAGAGGGGCCCGGGCCCCGGCCCCCGGCAUGGAUGUGAGAUUCUACCCCGCGGCGGCCGGGGACCCAGCCGGCCUGGACUUCGCGCAGUGCCUGGGCUACUACGCCUACAGCAAGUUUGGGAACAAUAACAACUAUAUGAAUAUGGCUGAAGCAAAUAAUGCCUUCCUUGCUGCCAGUGAGCAGACAUUCCAUACUCCAAGUCUCGGGGAUGAAGAGUUUGAAAUCCCACCAAUCACUCCACCUCCAGAGUCAGACCCUACCUUGGGAAUGUCAGAUGUACUGUUACCCUUUCAAGGCCUCAGUGAUCCACUACCUGCACAAGGAAAUGAAUUUACACCUCAGUUUCCUCCUCAAAGCUUGGAUCUUCCUUCUAUUACAAUAUCAAGAAAUCUCGUGGAACAAGAUGGUGUAAUCCAUGGCAGUGGAUUGCAUAUGGAUCAUGGUCACACACAGGUGUCUCCAUAUCGCCAAGAUCACUCCUUGAUCAUGAGGUCUAUUGUUCAUAUGACGGAUGCUGCUCGUUCUGGAAUUAUGCCUGCUGCCCAGCUCACAACCAUUAACCAAUCUCAACUCAGUGCCCAGCUGGGAUUAAAUUUAGGGGGUGCCACUAUGCCUCACACAUCUCCUUCACCUCCUGCAAGCAAAUCAGCAACUCCUUCCCCAUCAAGCUCUAUCAAUGAAGAGGAUGCGGAUGAGUCAAACAGGGCCAUUGGAGAGAAAAGAGCUGCUCCAGAUUCUGGCAAGAAGCCCAAAACUCCAAAGAAAAAGAAAAAGAAAGAUCCCAAUGAGCCACAGAAACCAGUGUCAGCAUAUGCCCUAUUCUUCAGAGACACACAAGCUGCAAUUAAAGGUCAAAACCCCAAUGCAACCUUUGGAGAGGUUUCAAAAAUAGUAGCAUCAAUGUGGGACAGCUUGGGUGAAGAACAAAAGCAGGUAUAUAAAAGAAAAACUGAGGCUGCCAAGAAAGAAUACCUAAAGGCACUUGCUGCUUAUCGAGCAAGUCUUGUUUCCAAGGCUGCUGCAGAAUCGGCAGAAGCACAGACAAUUCGUUCUGUACAGCAGACUCUGGCAUCUACUAAUUUAUCAUCCUCUCUUCUCCUGAAUACUCCUCUUUCUCAACAUACACCAGUGUCAGCAUCUCCUCAGACUCUUCAACAGUCACUUCCCAGGGCAAUUGCUCCUAACCCCUUAACCAUGCGACUUCCAAUGAAUCAGAUUGUAGCUUCUGUUACCAUCGCAGCCAACAUGCCAACAAACAUUUCUGCACCGUUAAUUAGCUCAAUGGGAACAACCAUGGUUGCCACACCAUCUUCAACUCAAGUGAGCCCUUCAGUGCAAACCCAGCAGCAUCAGAUACAGUUGCAGCAGCAGCAACUGCAACAGAUGCAACAGCAACAAUUGCAUCAGCAUCAAAUGCAUCAGCAAAUACAACAGCAAAUGCAACAGCAGCAUUUUCAACACCACAUGCAACAACACUUGCAACAGCAACAACACAUCCAGCAAAUCAGUCAACAGCAAAUGCAGCAGCAGCUGCAGCAUAUUCAGUUGCAACAAAUACAGCAGCAGCAAAUGCAACACAUGCAGCACCAGUCUCAGCCUUCUCCUCGGCAACAUUCCCCUGUAGCUUCACAGAUAACUUCGCCCAUUCCUGCUAUUGGAAGUCCCCAGCCAGCACCUCAGCAGCACCAGUCACAAAUACAGGCCCAGACACAGACUCAAGUAUUGUCACAGGUCAGUAUUUUCUGAAGAUAAAUAGUGCAAAAUUGAUUUGCAUUUGUUUGGGAGGAUAAGAUGUAAGGGUAAACCAUAUUUGGCUGAAACUGUAAAUUGUUGAUGGUGGUUAUGCAGGUGUGCAUAACAGGUCAAUGGUCCUCUGAAGUGUCUAUCAGAUAGGCAAUAAAGAACUACAAUGUAGCUGUGUAUCAUCUUUUAGCUAACUAUAAAUCAUUUGGUUUUUAAAGAAAAGAAAAGCUGUGCGCUUUCAUGUGAUGCCUUUUUAAUUUAUUCAAGCUUUAUCUACAAUAUGUGAAUCCAAUGGUCUAAUAAAUAUGGGACAUUAUGAUGACUGUAGACUGGCCUUUCAGAGUUAUAUAAUAUAGUCCUUAUUUCUCGAAGAAUGAAUGAAUGCACUUCAAGGCAGUUUGAACUCAUGAAGCCCUUAAAAGCACAGUUGUAACUACCUGUAAAAUGAAGACUCAAUUUCAUACAAACAUUUGUAUGAUGUGAAUAGUUGAUGGCAUUUUUUGUCAUGGAGAAAAAUAAUGUAAAUCACAGACUUUUGCCAAAGCUAUUAUUUUUGUUCUUAAAACUGUUCAGAAAAGCAAAUGAGAGUGAUUAAAUGUUCGCUUUUAUCCAUGAUUUCCUCAAACCACAGCAUCUGUUGUAACAAAAUAUAUUACCACUGUUAUUCCAUUAUAUCCAUUCUAAUUAGAAAACAAAUGUGAAUAUUAUAUUCCGUGUUUUGAGUGAAAAGUUUCAAAAAAUAAAAACACUGUAUUUUUAAAAGGGAAAUGCACUUAAAUGAAAACAGUUAUUACAAAAGUUAAGAUUUUAAAAAUGCAAGAGUUUUUUUAUUAUGCUGUAAUACCAGUAGAAUAUUUAAAAGAAGCUCUACAUCUGAAUAAUCAAUGUAAAUAAUUUCUUUAAAUGUUGUAAGUUUUCCUAUCACGUGUUGUAAAAUUUUCAUAAAGGAGGCUUUAAUGUAAACACUGGUAACAUAAACCAUUCGUUGCUACGUUGCUUAUUGUGUGUUUAUGCUAUUUUAUACUUUUUUAUGAGUUGAUAGCAGCAAUUAAGUUGUUUGUAUUUUGCUUAACUAAAAAAAAUGCUUUUAUCUUGCUAUAGAAUAAACACAUUUCAGUAAAAAAAAUACUCAGACUGUGUUUUGAUGAAAGAAUCUUUUACUUUUCUAAUAAAAAAUAGACAUCACAUUUCAAUUGGAGUCUUUAAAAUUUAGCAUGUACAAAGGUACCACAUUAAGUUUCAUUGGAACUCAAGUAUACUCUUCCAUAUUAAGUAGAAAAUGUUAAAAUUAGCCUAGAAUUCAAAUUGCUUCACCAAAAAACUUGCAUUUCAUUAUAUAUUUUUAAAAGCAUAAAAUACAGUUAAAAAAUCAUUAAAAAAAAAAAAAAAAAAAAAAAAAAACAGACGUCGUAUUUAGUACCUGCUGGCAUUUCUGGUAUUCCUUGCUUAAAUGUGGUUGGUGAAUGUUUAUUCUGGAAUAUAAAUACUUUUUUUCUGUACCUCCCAUCUUAGCCCCCACCCCCUCAUUUUUUCCCCCUCUGGAGAAGCUCUGCUAUGAGAGCAGUAUGGCCACUAUCCCCAGUUGUCUUGCAUGAUUAAUUACAGCAUCUGUCCUGUCAGAAGCUAUAAUGAAGAGGUCUUGAUAAAAAUUGCAAAUUACCACUGGCAACAGUCUUAAACUGCUUAUGAUAAAAUGAAAAUUAAAAACAGCAAGUGUCAAGCCUGACCAGCAUCCUAAUCUGGAAAGAAUGAAUGUGAGAGGUGAUGUCCAUAGCUAUUAUAUGUAAGAAAGAUAUACACAAAUAAUGGAGUAUGAAUUCCUGAAAGUUGCUGUUGUGGCUCAAAGAAUAUUUACUGUAUGUUAUGGGUUAUUAAUAAUGAAUUCAGCUUUCAAUAUUUCAUAAUCCUCUGGUACUCCCAUAUUAUGUACAAAUAUUGAACAGCAAGAGAUUCUAAUUAUAAAUUUAUAGAUUUCUUGCAGUAGAAAAAUGUAUGUCUAAAUUGAAGCUUUUCAUAAGAUGUAUUAGUUGACAGAUAUCGGUGCUGAAACAGUCUAAGAAUCGUACCUAAUAACAUCUAUAAGGGAAUGAUUAUUUCACAAAAGAGAGAUCUUCUGGCAAUAGAUAUCUCACAAGCAGAAAUGGUUGUAAAUUUUUUCUGUGAAUUGAAACCAGCAUCACAUAACAAUGAGAAGCAUUAUAUAUUCUGUUUUGAAACCUUUAGACAAAUGUCUUCAAAAUUAAUUGCUAAACUACAUGUGACAGUAAUUGUGUAUUGUUCUGUAAUUGUCAUAUUGAAAGCCCAUGAAGUAUCGCUUGGAAAAAUUGUCACUAGUGAUAAGAGUUAAUUGCAAGUGAAGUCUGUUUUCAACAGUUUGCAGUUAUAAGCAGGUGUUAUUACAUCCAUUAAAUGAUUUUAUAAAUCUUGGUUUUAUCACAUUUGAUUAAGUGCUGCUAAACUACUAAUAGCCAAUUCCAAGAAAAAUAGUUUAAUUACUCCAACAUACACUUACACAUACACAUAUACAUACACGCAUGCAUGUGUGCACACACACAUACAUUAAUCACAAGACAGAACUGUACAUUUAAAAUGUCAAAGACUUGAAUCAUGAAAAAAUAAUCCUCAACCUUGUUACCAAAAUAUAUUUCACAAGAUCCUCCAAAGCAUAUUGUGAAACAGCUUGUAUUUCAAUUUAAACGUGUGACUGUUCGUAUCCCUAUUACUUAAGUAACUUGGUGCACUUUUUGUUACAGGUUAGAAAUAACUGGAAAUAAAUCAUGAUGAUGAAAAAUGGA
Molecule: messenger RNA, 4598 nt
Organism: Antechinus flavipes (yellow-footed antechinus)
Lineage: Eukaryota; Metazoa; Chordata; Mammalia; Dasyuromorphia; Dasyuridae
Gene: TOX3
Product: TOX high mobility group box family member 3
Exons: 7
Coding region: 88-1806 (572 amino acids)
Biological process (GO): regulation of transcription by RNA polymerase II
Cellular component (GO): nucleus
Molecular function (GO): chromatin DNA binding
Source: RefSeq, a predicted model, not a curated record